Molecule: messenger RNA, 1973 nt
Organism: Somion occarium
Lineage: Eukaryota; Fungi; Basidiomycota; Agaricomycetes; Polyporales; Cerrenaceae
Source: the annotation of a GenBank genome assembly
AGCAAAUCCAAAGCCGAGUUCUAGUUUUACCAGGGCGAAUGUCAAAAACAGUAAUCCUACGGGUGUACACCAUCCUAUAUGCAUCCGUUUCAGGCGUCGGGUGCCGCCCUGGUGUAUAUUCAUGAUCGACGUCAUCUAAGUUCGCCGCGUCGACGAUGGCUGGUUCAAAUACUCCUUCGAAUGGUUUCACGACGUCCUUACGCACCUUGAUCCCAAAGUCUAUAUCACAUCCUCUACAAUGUCUCCAUCCUCGUUUCCUCAAAGCUUAUUUCGUUUGAAGGGCUCUAUCCGGGACUAUGAUUGGGGAAAGCAAGGAUCCGCUUCCCUCGUCGCAAAACUCGGGAAGAACGCCAUGGGCCCUGGCUUUUCCGUUGACGACGACAAAUACUAUGCAGAGCUAUGGAUGGGCACUCAUCCUAAUGGACCCUCGCACCUCUUUUCCUCCCCUUCGACAUCCGUGCUUGACGUGAUCAAAUCGAACCCUGCACACUACCUCGGUCCCACCUUACUUCAGAAAUGGCCGUCUACCACCCAUGUCCCUUUCCUAUUCAAGAUUCUAUCCAUCGGCAAGGCGCUUCCCUUACAAGCUCAUCCGGACAAGAGUUUGGGUGAAGAGUUGAAUAGGGAGAAUCCUCGAGAGUUCGUAGAUGCCAAUCACAAACCUGAAAUUGCUGUUGCCGUUGGAGAGCCUCUCGGAAACGGUAACGGUGGGGGAUGGGGUGAAGGCGUCGUUUUCACUGGUUUCGUUGGCUUCAAGCCUCUUCAGGAAAUUAGGGACUUAGUUCAGAACCUCCCCGAGCUGCAGCGAGCAAUCGGUGACGAGAGACUUGCCAAAGCGUUUCUCGAUAAUCCGACUAAGGCUGCUUUGAACGCCAUCUUCAGUUCACUCAUCAACCGAGGAGCAAAUAGCCCGGACCUUGUGAAGAAGGAAGUCCUUGCGCUCAUAGGCAGACUGGAGGCUGGUCCUCGGGAUAUCUUAGGUACAGGGGUCCAGGCAACUGAACUUGCCAAACUACUGGUCAAGAUCAACGCACAGUACCCCGGAGAUGUUGGCGUGUUCGCUACCUCGUUCUUCAUGAACUUUGUCAAGCUGCAGAAGGGUGAGUCCGUGUACAUCGGUGCCGAUGAAAUCCACGCGUAUCUUGAAGGAGACAUCAUUGAGUGUAUGGCAGUAUCGGACAACGUGCUCAAUGGGGCUUUCGUCCCCCAAGCUCAAGCAAAACAACACGUCCCAACGUUCCUCUCGAUGCUCACAUACACUUCCGCACCACCUAACUACUGGGCUCUUCCUGCUAACGUCUAUGGCAAGUCGAAGACCGGGAAGACGCGAGUAUAUGCGCCCCCUGUGGAGGAGUUCGUUGUGUUAGUGACCCAACUUACCAAGGGAAGCGACCAGACAGAGAGAUUGGACGCCGUGGGUGGACCUACCAUUGGUGUUGUCACCAAGGGCAGAAUCGCGUUCACUGUCUCAAGUUCUCAGGAGAAGGAGGAACUCGAUGAAGGGGGCAUUGUGUAUGUUGUCCCUGGCAGGGAUAUCACAGUCGAGCUGCUUAGUGGCGAUGCUGGGGAGGUAUGGUGGGCUGCGAAUUCUGUGUAAUUCUUUCGCUCCAUUUUGGAAACAUUGUCAAGCACUAGAGCCUAGAAAUGAUUCACAUCAGUUAAUACUACAGGUGACCGAGACCGCGCUUUGUUGUCUUGCGUCCACAAGGACAUUGCCAUAAAUAGAAAUACUAUGGACAGAUUUGGUAAUACAAACGGGAGCUGCGUGAAUGUGGUUGUUAGGACCCAAGGUAUUCGUCACCGCGCCCCAUCAAAAAAAGGAUAACCACCCCGUUCGUAACACAUAAGGUCAUCCAACGGCAUUCAUGUUGGAUGUUGACGACUCAAUUGCAUGCUUACUAUUUAUUGUUCCAGCGUUAUGUGACUUGCUGCAAUAACAAAUGUAAGAUCAGAAAUACAUAAAAAAGUGUCCC